CUAUCUCAAGCCUCUUUCUCAGCUCUCCUUUUUUUACCUCUUGAAUUUCUCUCUUAGAUCUUAAGUGAAGUUCUGAAACUCUGCUCUCAGAAACUGAAGUCAGACUCUCCUCUUCUCCCCUAGCUUUCUAUCUUCUCUCUCAACGGACACACACACACAGAUAUAUCCCUCUAUCACAUACAUAAAUACAUACAUACAUAUAUAUAUACACACACACAUAUUUGAUGCAUAAUAUCUGUUUCUUGAUGUUUGACAUAUAUUGAUGUCUCCAGUAAUCAGUGAAGUCCUCCUUUCUGGUUUCACCAUAAACUCCACCCUUCGUCGCAGAAGCCACUUGGUUCAAUCCUUCUCUGUUGUCUUCCUCUACUGGUUCUACGUUUUUUCAUGAACACAUCACAUCUCAUCAACCUCUCCAUUAAAUCUCAUUAAAAUAAAUAGACAACUCUUUUGGCGACGAUAAAAUUUUCUUUUUGCAACAAAUUUUUACUUUUUGCGACGAGUAUUUGAACUAAAAUGGCUUCUUCUAGCAAAGCUGCUUCAGGGUCAACUCAGCUACACAAUUCAGGUUCUGAAGAUGAUUUGCAGCAAACUAUGGAUCAAAGGAAGAGGAAGAGGAUGAUAUCCAAUCGGGAAUCGGCACGGCGAUCGCGGAUGAGGAAGCAGAAGCACUUGGAUGAUCUGAUGGCCCAACUGGGUCAACUCAGGAAUGAGAACAAUCAUAUUCUCACGAACGUGAAUGUCACCACUCAGCUGCACGUGAACAUUGAGGCUGAGAACUCGGUGCUCCGAGCUCAGAUGGCUGAGUUGACUCACCGAUUGGACUCACUCAACGAAAUCAUCAACAGUUUGAACUCACCAAACAAUGAUCAGUUCUAUGAAACAGAGGAUGCCCAGAUAUUCAAUGGUGGUGAUUUCUUGAAUCCAUGGAAUUUGAUGUAUGUGCAUCAGCCCAUCAUGGCUUCUGCUGAUAUGUUCAUGUACUGAUCAUGAUCAUAAUCAUGUUCAUGACCUUCAUUGUUGAAUAAUCUUGGGUUAAAUUAAUGAUUAUCUAUGGCUUGUUUGUAUUA
Messenger RNA from Cornus florida, 1067 nucleotides. Its product is annotated as bZIP transcription factor 44-like. Gene Ontology annotation, molecular function: DNA-binding transcription factor activity; transcription cis-regulatory region binding. Gene Ontology annotation, cellular component: nucleus. Gene Ontology annotation, biological process: positive regulation of DNA-templated transcription. The record is from RefSeq and is a predicted model, not a curated record. The coding region runs from base 514 to 984 and encodes 156 amino acids. The transcript has a single exon. NCBI's taxonomy places the organism in Eukaryota, Viridiplantae, Streptophyta, Magnoliopsida, Cornales, Cornaceae.